Molecule: messenger RNA, 2361 nt
Organism: Aplosporella prunicola CBS 121167
Lineage: Eukaryota; Fungi; Ascomycota; Dothideomycetes; Botryosphaeriales; Aplosporellaceae
Exons: 2
Coding region: 1-2361 (786 amino acids)
Biological process (GO): regulation of transcription by RNA polymerase II
Cellular component (GO): chromatin
Molecular function (GO): RNA polymerase II cis-regulatory region sequence-specific DNA binding; DNA-binding transcription factor activity, RNA polymerase II-specific
Source: RefSeq, a predicted model, not a curated record
AUGGACCACAUUCAGCGCUCCCGCUCGCCCUCGGCCGGCCACCACCGCCAUAUAAGCCAUUCGCCCUCGCCGUCGCAGCAUGGGAGCUUUCACGACAUUUCCGGUCUUGGUCUGGACGCCAACUCGCUGACGCCCGACCAGAGUGCUGCCUUCGGCAACGCCUUCACCGCUGGCCAGCUUACGUCUGCCUCCAACAGAAACUCCUUCGACCUCUCCAACUCCGGCUUCCUCUCGCCCACCCAGGCCCAAUACCAGCAGCCGCCUCAUAUACAAAACCACAAUUUCCUCCAAUCCCAGGGCAACCUCUCCGCCCACGCCAGCCCUCAAUUUGGUGCCCAAAGUAACAACAACCUCUUCCCCGACCCCUUCGCUCAGGGCAACGCUGCCGGAAACAACGGGGGGUUCGAUACCCAAUUCUUCCCGGGUGGCGACAACUCGCAGGGACAGUUUAGCGAUCCCUCGUUCUCGCUAGAUCCGCAGCUUCUCGACGCGCCAACGACCCAGGGCCAGGCGAUUGACCCCACCAACCUCAUGUCUGCUACCGCGCAUUCCCCUACCCCGCCCCAUCUCCUCCAGCCCGACAUGCCGCGGCAUUCGAGCACCAGCCCGCACGCGUCGCCAAACCUCAACCAGGGUGGGUUCGGUUCGGGGAGACACUCUAGGCAGACGUCGCUAGACCCCUCGACGGCCUUUACACAACCGCAGGUGGAUUGGAAUGGCGUGCCCUUUAGGGGUCAUCGGCGUGCACCUUCAGACACGUAUUCCGACGUCUCGUCUAAUCACCCGUCUCCGUACUUGGGCAACAACGAGCCUUUUGACGAUAACCCGUCGCCAUUGCUGGGCGCGCAGCAGGAUCCCGCCAUGUUUCAGGAAGUCGGGAUGAAUUUUACCCAGUUUUCGCUUUCAGACAAUGCGAACCAAUCUUUGACUCCAGGACAUAGUCCGCACAUUUCCCCGCGUCUCAUGCCCCAGCAAUCUGCUCUGCCGCCGUUCACCGCUGCGAACAACUAUGGCUUGACUCCCGUGCUGAGCAACCAGAACAACAGCAAUUCAGGCCUGGACAUGUUCCCCGGUGGUGGGCAGGAACCUUUCCCGGCACUCUCCCAUAAUGAUAACUUCGAAUACGGCGCAUCGGACCAGAUGUCGCCGCCAGAGAUCAACAUUGAUUUUGCGCCGCCAUCGCGGCAGCAGAGUUUUGAGCCCCCGAAACCGGAGGGCGAUGCGUCUAACGCGUUGAGCCCGCCCGAUAGGAGUCGCAGCCGUAAUCGCAUGCGCGCAAAGUCCGAUCCCUUCAGCGGAGCCAGCACGCGCGCAUCGACCCCCGCCAGCGGGAACUCGGAGCCCGCGGGCUCUCUCCAUCCCAACGCCGCAAAGCUGUCUCCAUCGCGAUCGCCCUCGCCCGGCUCUAGGUCCUCGCGCCGCUCCUCGACCUCCAGCAUCAACCCACAACGAGAUUACAUGCUCGGACUUGCAGAUCCGAACAGACCCUCUCCCGGUGCUUCACCUCAGGGCGGUAGCCCCGGUGCGGAAAGCGUCGCGAGCAAUGGUGGUGGUGGUGGUGGUGGUGGUGGUGGUAGCAAGCGGACACAAAAGCAUCCUGCGACAUUCCAGUGCUCUCUAUGUCCUAAGCGCUUUACGCGCGCCUACAACCUGCGAUCCCAUCUUCGCACGCACACCGAUGAGCGCCCGUUCGUAUGCAGCGUAUGCGGCAAAGCCUUUGCGCGACAGCAUGACCGCAAGCGGCACGAGGGCCUCCACAGCGGUGAGAAGAAGUUUGUCUGCCGCGGCGUGCUGAAAGACGGCAACGGGUGGGGCUGCGGGCGGCGUUUCGCACGCGCCGACGCGCUAGGCCGCCAUUUCCGCAGCGAAGCGGGCCGCGUGUGCAUCCGACCACUGCUGGAAGAAGAAGCAGCAGAAAAGGGCUGGGACCUGGGCGCCGCGAGCCAGGCACAAGCAGUGCCGGGCCAGCCCGCGCCGCAGACAAGCAUGCUCGGCGCGCCCGGCGGCAUGGGCCACCCUGGCGGCCUGGGCAUGCCCUUCCAGCAUCAUCAGCAGCAACAACAGCCCUUCGACCCAUUCUCGGCGCCGCCGCCGCACCAACAGCACCCGGCGUUUGCGCCGCACUCGUAUAUCCCCGCCGCGCUGCUGCAACAGUACCCCGCGCUUGCGGGACUACAGUGGGACGCGCUGGGCCCCGGCCCGAACGGCGCGGGGGCCGAGGAUCUGGGCGACAUGGUCGACGACGAUGCGUACAGUGCGCGCAGCAGCUUUGAUGCGAGCAGUACGGGCGACGGGGUGUGGGAUGGGGAUGGGGGCAUGGGGUGGGCGAGCGAUUCGGGGCAGGGGGUCGAAUCGAGGUGA